AUGGAGACUCAUGUUGACAGCUCAAAUGUUUCCAAGGUGUGUCAAAAGGUUUUUAAUUCGUGGUUUUGGACCACGAAUGCUAGUUGCUGUACGAAAGGAACUAGGAUCAUGCUCGGGUGGGAUCCUAAUGUAGUUGAUGUUAUGGUCCUCUCGCAAUCUGACCAGGUAGUUCAUACACAAGUAAUAUUCAAACUUGAUAAAAAGUCUCUAUUUUGUUCUUUUGUGUAUGCGGAGAACCAUUAUAUGAAUAGAAGGAGCUUGUGGCAGAAUUUAUGUGGUCAUAGUGUUUUCAUGAAGGAUAAGCAGUGGGCUCUUAUGGGGGAUUUCAACGCCUCAUUGUUUCUUGAUGAUUCGAGUGCUGGUACUUCGAGGUAUAACAUUGGUUCGCGGGAGUUUAAGGAAUGUAUUAAUACCAUUGAAGUCUUUGAUGUUAAUAGUACAGGCCUUCACUUCACAUGGACGAAUAAUCAUCAACGAGGUGGCACUAUUUUCAAAAAAUUGGACCGAAUCAUGUGCAACAUAAACUGUAUUACGGUUUUUCCAAAUGUAGGUGCGUUUUUUCACCCGUUUCAGGUCUCGGAUCAUGCCCCUUGUAUUCUGAAGUUACCAGGGAUAACUAGAGAAAAACCAAGGCCGUUUAAAUUUGUGAAUUUGAUUGCGGAGAAGCAUGGUUUUCUUGAUGAGGUAAAUCUGAUUUGGAACAAAGAAAUGACGGGGUUUCAUAUGUAUCAAAUUGUUAUGAAACUUAAGCUUCUUAAAACCCCCUUGAGAAAGCUAUUCAUUCAACAAGGCAAUCUGCAUGAGAAUGUUAAGAAGGCUAGAAAAGAGCUAGAUGAAUGCCAGGGUGAUUUGGAUCAGGAUCCGUCUAAUGGGAGCCUUCUCGCAAACCAUAGCAGGCUCCUUCAAAGAUAUAAGGAAGCUAUUCAUGAUGAAGCAAUGUUCUUACAACAGAAAUCGAAAGUUGAUUGGCUGAAUCUGGGGGACUCGAAUACGAAAUAUUUUCAUAACGUUGUGAAAGCUAAGAAUCAUCGUAGUCGAAUUCUAUCGAUACGUGAUUCUGGUGGGCUUUUACAUGAGGGGGUGGAUCUUAGUCCUAAUAUGGAUCUUUUUCACAAUAAGCUUUCGGCUGUAAAAGCUAAUAAUAUGAUCCGAUCAGUGACUGAAGGUGAAAUUAAAGAAGCAAUGUUCUCCAUUGCCGGGAAUAAGGCACCAGACCCGGAUGGAUAUACCUCUGUUUUCUUUAAGAAGGCGUGGGAUAUUGUGGGGAAAGAUGUCUGUUUAGCGAUUCAGAAUUUCUUUAUGAAUGGAAAGCUUCUUAAUCAGCUAAACCACACGAAAGAUCUCUGA
This is a messenger RNA of Helianthus annuus (common sunflower), 1347 nucleotides long. RefSeq lists its product as uncharacterized. The coding region runs from base 1 to 1347 and encodes 448 amino acids. The record is from RefSeq and is a predicted model, not a curated record. Lineage: Eukaryota; Viridiplantae; Streptophyta; Magnoliopsida; Asterales; Asteraceae. The transcript has 3 exons.